AGGUAUUUUGUUCUCAUCCUUCGUCCUCGCCGGAGCAGCUCUCGAGAUUUGUAGUUUUUAUUUUUCGCGCGCGCGAUUUCUCAGUUAAAUUUUCAAGCGUCAAAUCAUCUGUGAGAAUAUUCAAAAGUGAAGAACGAAACGAGUGUGUGCUGUGGGAAAAGUGAAUCAACUGUGAAUUUUUCAACACAAAUAAAUCGAAUCAAGUGAUUGCAAGUGCGAAAAUUCUAAUCUGAAAAAAAACAAGCCAAUUUGUGCCCAAAACAGUGUGCCAGUGAGAUUUCCGGUUCGGAUAUACCCAUUUAAGGUGACACCCGAGUCACCUGCCAACGGCUUCAUCAUUUUCCUCGUCAACUACCAGAACAGCAACAGCAGAAUGCCGGGACGUCCACUGUGGCAGGUCGCCGGAAAGCGCGACAAGGACCAGGAACGCGAAGCCCAGCACUGGAUCGAGACGCUGCUCGGGGAAAAGUUCACCGCCGGAUUCGCCUACGAGGACUGCCUGCGCGACGGCAUUCUGCUGUGCCGCCUCAUGAAUCGCCUUUCGCCCGGCAUCGUGCCGAAAAUCAACACCAGCGGCGGCGACUACAAAAUGAUGGACAACAUCAGCCAAUUCCAGAAGGCCUGCAUCAAGUACGGCGUCGCCGACGUGGACCUGUUCCAGACGACGGAUCUGUGGGACAAGAAGAACGUCGCGCUGGUCACCACCACCAUCUUUGCGGUCGGACGGGCGUGCUACCGCCACCCGGAGUUCCGCGGGCCCUACCUGGGACCACGGCCCUCGGAGGAGAAUCGGCGCGAGUUUACCGAGGAGCAGCUGCGGGCCGGCGAGGGCCUGAUCGGGCUGCAGGCCGGCUCCAACAAGGGUGCCACCCAGGCCGGUCUCAACUUUGGCGCCACGCGGAAGAUUCUGCUCGGCAAGUGAGCCAUGUGGGUGCUUGAACAAAAACAAA
Messenger RNA from Culex pipiens pallens (northern house mosquito), 950 nucleotides. RefSeq names its product muscle-specific protein 20-like. The coding region runs from base 374 to 922 and encodes 182 amino acids. The transcript is spliced from 4 exons. NCBI's taxonomy places the organism in Eukaryota, Metazoa, Arthropoda, Insecta, Diptera, Culicidae. The record is from RefSeq and is a predicted model, not a curated record. Gene Ontology annotation, molecular function: protein binding.